UAAUCAGUGCAAUUAAUUUUCGCCUAAUGCAACUGAAAAGAAGGAAAAAAAAAACCCUAAAAAUUCCAUUUUUAAUCUUUAAUUAAUCUAAUCCUCCUUCCCUCGCCGGAAUCCCUAAUCUCGCUUUCUCGGCCUCAGAAUCUCCCCGCCGAAAGUGACAGCCCCUCCAUUUUUCAGCAGCAUCCGAUUCUUAAAUUCACCCGAUAAAUGUGGCGGAGAUCGGCUUCCUUCAUACUCGACAAGCGAAACGACACCGGAGCCCGGCCGGACUUCGUCUCCCUGUCCCCUCCCCAGACCACAGCCUCCACCAUGGCCGACACCCUGCAAAACCCUAACGCCAAGGUCUCCGCUUACUACCAGACCCGCGCGGCUCACCAUGGCGUUGUCACCAGCGACUGGCUCGCCCAGGCCCAGGCCGCCGUGGGGAAGUACUCUCCGGAGAGCGACGUCAGGUCGUCUUCUUCCGCUGCCGCGGACCCUGGGUCCGGGAAGCCGUUCAGCGUCAUCGAUGAGUUCAAUAACUGGAGGAAGCAGCCCGAUUUGGCCGAGGCUGUGGCAGCAAUCCGGGCCCUUGCGGCGGUGAUCAGGUCCAGCGAGGCUACCACCAUGAUGGAGCUGGAAAUUGAGCUCAAGAAGGCCUCUGAUUCCCUCAAGUCAUGGGACACAACUUCCAUAUCAUUGACAGCAGGUUGUGAUUUGUUCAUGCGGUAUGUGACCAGAACUUCAGCCUUGGAGUAUGAGGAUUUUAAUUCAGCUAAGUCCCGGCUGAUUGAACGUGCUGAGAAGUUUGGGGAGAUAUCUUACAAGGCUCGGAGGAUCAUUGCGAUGCUCAGUCAAGAUUUCAUAUUUGAUGGUUGUACCAUUUUGGUUCACGGCUUCUCCAGAGUUGUUCUGGAGGUCCUGAAGACAGCAGCACAGAAUAAGAAACUGUUCCGUGUACUUUGCACAGAGGGAAGACCUGACAGGACAGGACUACGGUUGUCCAAUGAGCUGGCAAAACUCGAUGUUCCUGUGAAGCUCCUGAUAGAUUCAGCUGUGGCAUAUUCGAUGGAUGAGAUCGAUAUGGUCUUUGUUGGUGCCGAUGGAGUUGUCGAAAGUGGCGGCAUUAUUAACAUGAUGGGAACUUACCAGAUUGCCUUGGUGGCCCACAGCAUGAAUAAACCCGUCUACGUUGCAGCUGAAAGCUACAAGUUUGCGCGUCUUUACCCAUUGGACCAGAAAGACAUGGCCCCUGCCUUACGGCCCAUUGACUUUGGUGUCCCGAUCCCUUCGAAGGUCGAGGUUGAAACAUCGGCUCGGGAUUACACCCCUCCACAGUACUUGACCCUUCUCUUCACAGAUCUCGGAGUCCUCACGCCUUCUGUAGUCAGCGACGAACUCAUUCAGCUGUACUUGUAACCAUUUCUUUCUUGAAAUAUAAAAUUUUUGUUCUUUCUUACUUGUGCUCUCUUUUCAUUUUCUUUCUUGUCUCUUAAAAUAUAAAAUUUUAUUCUUUCUUACUUGUGCUCUCUUUUCAUUUUCUUUCUUCUUUCUUUCUUUUGGUGCCUUUGGAGUUAUCAAUCCAGCAAUUGAGGUUUAGGACUUUCUUCUCUGUAUGAGAGCUUAUAUCUGUAACAUCCAUUUAGUGUAUGAAUGUUUUCUGUUCGAAUAAUCAUUCUUGUGUCAUUCUCGGGCAA
Molecule: messenger RNA, 1676 nt
Organism: Punica granatum (pomegranate)
Lineage: Eukaryota; Viridiplantae; Streptophyta; Magnoliopsida; Myrtales; Lythraceae
Source: RefSeq, a predicted model, not a curated record